AUGGCAGUUCGGUCGUUUGUCAGCCGGCCUCGGCUGUAAAUUUUUAGUUAAACCACAAUAUUAAACGCGAAUGUGACUUAAAUUAUAACUUAAAUUAUUCUUUUCUUAUCGAAUCGUAAUUAGCGAGAAGUUCUCGCAUCUACUGUAAGGAAUUUCGAGGACUCUAACCAAUAAAUCAACGCAAAUUACACGAAAAUUAUAAACACGUCAACAAAAAUUUUAAAUUUUUGUUUUGGAAACUACCCUGUUCGUGUUUUGUUUUUCUAAUUAUCUCUACGUGUUUCAAUAUGGGUAUCAUAAUUAAAUAGUGCUGAUUUUAUUUUCGCGUUUAAUUGUUUUCCUGAUUUUUUCCAAUUAAUUAUUUAUUAUUUGCACACAUAUAAAUACCAAUUUUGAGACACAGAGUUUGUUGAAGAUGCUUCCUCUAUCUCACAAGGAUACCCUGAGCAGGGGUUUCGGCUCAAGAAUCAAAGAGAAGAUGUACAACUGGAUUAGACUCAUAUUUGCAGACAAAAAUUCCAGAAAUCUCUUAUUGUUUUUGAUACUCAACUUAACAUUUGCUUUUGUUGAACUAACAUACGGAGUAUGGACAAACAGCUUAGGAUUAAUUUCGGAUUCCUUCCAUAUGUUCUUCGAUUGCACAGGACUGUUGGCCGGAUUAGCAGCCUCGGUUAUUACGAAAUGGAAGGCCAACGAUAAGUACUCUUACGGGUACGUGAGGGCCGAAGUCAUAGCUGGAUUUGUGAACGGACUGUUCUUGUUGUUCAUUGCCUUCUUUAUCAUGUCCGAGGCUGUGGAAAGGGCAAUAGAACCACCAGAGGUUAAACAUGAACGACUGUUUGUGGUGUCGGUGCUAGGUUUCCUAGUGAAUCUGGUAGGAAUCUACGCCUUCCAGCACGGCCAUUCCCACGGAGGCGGCGGUGGCAGCAGUCAUGGCCACUCCCACGGUGGUAAUCACAACCACUCCCAUAACUCGCACGGCCACAGCCACGACCAAUCGGACUUCGAGCUGGCCGGAAACAAUUCUCAGAUCAUGAAAGGUGUCUUCCUGCACAUCAUGGCCGACACCCUCGGCAGUGUGGGCGUCAUCAUCUCAGCCAUUCUUAUGCACAUGUUCGGCUGGAUGAGAGCCGAUCCGAUCUGCUCGAUGUUCAUCGCUGUUUUGAUAGCGCUCAGCGUGCUAGCCUUAAUAAAAGACUCGAUAGUGAUCCUGAUGCAGCGUCAGCCGUACUCCUUGGACAAUGUGCUGCCGCAGUGUUACCAAAAAGUGGUCAGCCUUCCUGGCGUCUAUUCCGUACAGGAUCCACACUUCUGGACUCUCUGCAGUGACGUUUAUGUCGGAGCUAUCAAGCUGGAGGUAUCGAAGAACGUUGACCCCAAAUACGUGGUGUCUCACACCCAGAUGAUUUUCGCGGCCGCCGGAGUUCGGCAACUGUACGUGCAAUUGGAUUAUACCCCGAUGUGAUAUAAAAUUAACAAUUAGCCAAAAGAAAUAUACGAAACGAUGUACUAAAGUAAUUAUCACAAAAAGAGUUGAGUUUUGUUCUAUUUAUACCAUUAUUUUCUUUCCUUUGUUAUUCUUUCAGUCGGAAACAAAAGAGAUUCUUUGUACAAAGCUUUUUUUUUAUUAAAAUAUUGUGAAUUUUUAAGCUAUCCAUUCCAACUAAGAAUAAGGGUUUAUGAUUAAAAUAAAUACAAAAAAAACGUACGUUUUAAAAAGGAAACAGUUCCAGGAAGAGAAUGAUAAAACAGUGCUAAUUUAGCGUAAUAAAUUUUUUUAUUCAU
Molecule: messenger RNA, 1785 nt
Organism: Nicrophorus vespilloides
Lineage: Eukaryota; Metazoa; Arthropoda; Insecta; Coleoptera; Silphidae
Gene: ZnT86D
Product: zinc transporter 7
Exons: 3
Coding region: 416-1465 (349 amino acids)
Biological process (GO): intracellular zinc ion homeostasis; zinc ion transport; transmembrane transport
Cellular component (GO): Golgi apparatus; membrane
Molecular function (GO): zinc ion transmembrane transporter activity
Source: RefSeq, a predicted model, not a curated record